CAUUGACAGUUCUGUGAAGUUGGGAACAGGUUGAUAUUACUGCGGAAAAGGUGUUAAAUUAUUAAGGUCUCUAAGCAGACAACAGCCUCUAGUUUAAGUGUAUAAUGUGAAUACAUAUCUCCACUAAAACGCUGUUUGAUGGGAGAGCGACAACGUCUAGCAGGACCUGAAGACAUGGCUACAACCAGCACCGCGGUGGCGACCGUGCCCCCACAAACACAAGAGGAGCCAGUAGAACGGGUGGCAGUGAUAACUCUGAGGCCGACGCGACCCGAGACGCGCAAGAAGGUAGUCUGGACAGAAGACACCGUCGACAAUGAACACAUGAAUAAGAAGAAGUCGAAAUGCUGCUGCAUUUACGAGAAACCGAAGAAGUUCGGAGAAUCUGACUCCGAAGACAGUGAUGAUGAACUGGAGAACUGCUCGGGGCACGUGGAGAAGAAGCGAGGGAAACGUUAUCAUCAUCAUGAUCACGACUGCCCCCAUCACAGCGCUGAAGCAGCCACUGUUACUAUCACUAUUGCCGAGCAAGAAACUGUAACGCCUGAGCCUACAGCCACAAUCACUCUCCAACCAGUGAAGACACGCCCCAAUCUGCUGAAACCACGCCCCAAGCUCCUACAACCACGCCCAAGCCAACCGAAGAAGCACCAAAAGCCACGCCCCAGCCGAGCGAGGCCACGCCCACCCCUGCGCCUGCGCCGCCCGACAAGAAGGAUGACUAACUCGCAUAUUAAUAACAAUAUUAUUGUUCUAUGAAGUCGGUUUACAUGUUUUAUCGUUAAUAUUAAAGGUAUCGAAAUACAUUUACUAUUUAACUAUAACGAUAACCAAACCAUUUGAAAUCGUCACAGCAAAGGAAUUCUUAGUCGUACCCGUAAGAUUUUCCAUUAAAAAAAACU
This is a messenger RNA of Helicoverpa armigera (cotton bollworm), 902 nucleotides long. Its product is annotated as E3 ubiquitin-protein ligase PPP1R11. Lineage: Eukaryota; Metazoa; Arthropoda; Insecta; Lepidoptera; Noctuidae. The transcript has 4 exons. The coding region runs from base 139 to 759 and encodes 206 amino acids. The record is from RefSeq and is a predicted model, not a curated record. Gene Ontology annotation, molecular function: protein serine/threonine phosphatase inhibitor activity; protein phosphatase 1 binding. Gene Ontology annotation, cellular component: nucleus.